AAAGUAAAAAAAAUAGCUAGUUUCCUGGAUAAAAUACAGUUUUACAUCAAAUUAAUGUUGUAAGCGACCCAAUUACGAAAGUGAAAGUUGACUUCAGAUUGAGAUCUCCACGAUUUUGAAAAACAAUCACAAAAUUAAGAUGCAAUUUAAAGCAUUUUGCGGGUUUAUCUCGAUAACAUGUCUUGUUUCUUUAUCGAUUACCCUUGGCCAUCUUGUUUCAUUCUUUUCAUCUCUGAAUUAUCCAGUAAAUAGUUCAGAUUCAUCGACCUUAUGGUUGUUUACAACAGACGCUACGCUUGUUGUCCUUUUUAUGUUCCAACACAGCAUCAUGGCAUCCAAGUGUUACACAAACCUGAUGGAUAACUCUGGUUUUAACAUGCUGUCAAGAUCUGUCUAUGUGUUGUCCACGUCUGUUAUUCUGCAGGUACUGAUGUAUUACUGGCAAGCCAUUCCGGAGGUGAUGUUUUGGACUAUCAACAUUUCUGAGUCUCCAAUGUUGGCCCUGUUCUUCAGAAUCUCACACUGGGUCCUCUGGAUUUUGAUGUUUCUGCAAGCUCUUGUUAUCAAGCCUUUGUAUCACUUUGGUUUGUCGCAGGUGUUUGACUUCCUUAAGACUGGUGAUGUUUACGACGACUGUCCACCCAGGCUCAAACGGCUCCUGUCUCACCUCCCCCACCCUGGGGCUCUCAGCUUCAUCGGCAUUCUUUGGUUACAGCCCUACAUGUCAUAUGACAGGAUGAUUCUCGCCACCGUUCUCACCAGCUACCUGUGUUGUGUUCUAUACACCACAGAGAGCGACUGUGUCUAUGUUGAACAGACCGUGGACAUUUCUUCGUCAACUGUGACAACAAAAAGGCAUAAAAUAAUGUCUUGAAUGGACUGAUUUUUUUCCAUUUUAUGAUUGUGGAGGGUGAAUUCUCAAUUUACAGAUUUUUUUUAAAUGCAAUAUGUACUGGUGCUUUUUAUACACUGUUUAUAUUUAUAAAGAUAUAUGCACAUACUAUUUGGCCUUAUUAAAAUAGAAUGUAAUUAUAGAUUACUGUACUUAGAGCCUUUGUUGUUAAACAAAUCUUUUUAUUUGCCCGUCAUUUAAUGACGUGUUAUGAGACUCAAGGCUGGGCAAUGUCCAUUAAGGUUUUUUCAAACCAGAUUUUAAUUGAAUUUGGUAUCAGUCAUAAUGUUAGUGGGCAUACAAUACACUCUUGGUAUUCAUAAAUUUAUUACCAUCUAGAUCACUCAAGGUGUCUUUCUCAAGAUUUCUGGGCCAUAAUUUGGACCCAUUCUCCAACUUAAAAAGUAUAUAUUUUUCCUGUAUUUUAAGUUCCAAAAUAACACAAAAAGCUUGUCCAAUUGAUAGCUAGAGCAUGCUGAAGUCUACAGUCCUCAAACUUGUUAGGGAGGUUGACCAGCAGAUGACCCCUUUUGACUUUUGAGGACAAAAGAUCACAGUCAUAGUUAACUUGUACACAAAGUCUUGUCUGGAUUACUUAUAUUGAUUUCGAGGUCAAAAGCCUUGAACACAAAAAGAUUGUCCGAUAGAUAACUUUAGUAUGCUUAGGCCUCUGAUCCUCGGGUCACUGUGACCUUGAUAAUGCUGUAUUGUAAUAGGGUAUGCCCGUAAGUCAAGAUUUCACUUGGGAGUUCAAUGAUGUACAAUAUGGAUUUCAUAGCAAUAUUUCUCGUCAUGCCCUACAAAAAUCUAUAUAUUAACGGGAAUUCAAUUUGUUUAUGUUUAAAGAGCACAGGAAAGUAUGUUUGAAAUUUGUGCUCUUCUCUGAAAGGUCAAGGUCACAUUUAGAGGUCAACGUUGUACAAUAUGGUCUGACAGGGAUUUCAUAGUUCCAAUAAUAAUUUGUGUCUCAGCUGUAGCCAUCUUCAUAUCACAUGUAUGUGACAGCUCUAGUUGUCCUUGAGGUGUCAAAAUUUUAGUAAUUAACAUUUUCUGCUCUCUAACAGGGGCAACUUCACUUCUAUAAUCACUAAAAUUUGAUCCAUAAUUGAUUUGUUUUAUAUAUUUUCUGUUUUUGAGAAAAAUAAUUGCAAACUCCUUUUCUUAGUACAUAUUCAAACUGAAAUAUUCCAUGGUGAAAUACACUUAGCAAAUUAAGGGAAUUUGCUGUUUAUACUUUCAUUACUCAGUUGAAGUGUACUAUAUAUAUGCAUACUGUUUUGUGUAAAUGCAUUGCUCAUGUUGCUGCAUUAAAUUGCCAUAGAUAUUCAAUUAAGUGUACUUAAGUAUAAAUGCAUACAUGUAUUAAAAUAGAUUUCAGAG
Mya arenaria is the source of this 2272-nucleotide messenger RNA. Its product is annotated as nurim-like. The transcript has 4 exons. The record is from RefSeq and is a predicted model, not a curated record. NCBI's taxonomy places the organism in Eukaryota, Metazoa, Mollusca, Bivalvia, Myida, Myidae. The coding region runs from base 140 to 874 and encodes 244 amino acids. Gene Ontology annotation, cellular component: nuclear membrane.